CGCUCUCUCUAUUUGUUCUCCGCAACAGGACCGCCACUGCUUAUCGCUCCGACGGGUGUUUCUCCGAGAUUUAAUACUAUGGCGGAAGAGGAGCCGAAGCCGUUGAAUUACAUACCAGAGGUGAUAUUGAAGAAGAGGAAAAACAAUGAGGAGUGGGCGAUUAGGAGAAAGCAGCAGUUGGAGCAGAGAGUUAAGAAGCUCAAGUCGGAUAAUUUCGUUAUUAAGAAGCCUGAACAGUUCAUCCGAGAAUAUCGCGACAGGGAGAUGGACCUUGUCCAAAUGAAAAACAGGAAGAAGCAACUUAUACGGAGUGGCGUGAUACCCGACUCCAAGCUUCUAUUUGUCGUACGCAUAGGAGGAAAGAAUGAUAUGCAUCCAAACACACGGAAGGUUUUGUAUUCCUUGAGACUGAGGAGAGUGUUUAAUGGUGUCUUUCUCAAGGCGAAUGGAAGGAUAAUGGAGAUUUUGAAGAAAGUGGAGCCUUACAUCACUUAUGGGUAUCCUAAUCUGAAGAGUGUGAAGGAUUUGAUAUACAAGAAAGGCGUGGCAAAAUUUGAAAAACAGAGGGUUCCUUUAACUGACAACAACAUUGUUGAACAGGCAUUGGGCCAGUUUAACAUAAUAUGCUUAGAAGAUAUUGUAAAUGAGAUCACAAAUGUCGGCCCACACUUUCAGGAGGUCUCUAGUUUUCUUUGCCCUUUUACACUCAACAAGCCUGUAAAGGCAUUGCAGGGCAAGAGGAGACGAUACAAGGACGGUGGGGAUUCUGGAAAUCGUGAGGAUGACAUCAAUGAGCUGCUUCGCAAGAUGAAUUAACACGUUGAUGGAGUUCCUUAUCUAGAUAUUAAGUCAACGGGCUGAUGUACUUUUUUUUUUUUUUGGGAAUUAACCAGCUGAAGUACAUUAAAAGCUUUGGAGCAUGUAGCUGUAAUUCUUUGUUCCGUUAAUUAAGGAGAUACGCAGUAAUAUAAGGAUUUUGUCUUUAAUGCAGUUA
Coffea eugenioides is the source of this 994-nucleotide messenger RNA. RefSeq names its product 60S ribosomal protein L7-1. Gene Ontology annotation, cellular component: cytosolic large ribosomal subunit. The transcript has 6 exons. Gene Ontology annotation, biological process: maturation of LSU-rRNA from tricistronic rRNA transcript (SSU-rRNA, 5.8S rRNA, LSU-rRNA). Gene Ontology annotation, molecular function: RNA binding; structural constituent of ribosome. Bases 79 to 816 code for a protein of 245 amino acids. The record is from RefSeq and is a predicted model, not a curated record. Lineage: Eukaryota; Viridiplantae; Streptophyta; Magnoliopsida; Gentianales; Rubiaceae.